CAUACCAUUUUAAAGCCCCCGGACAUUAUGCUCACUUCAAGCAUGCAAUGGCUGAUCCGUUUAAUUAUUACAACAACAAGAACGUUAACGUUCCCCCAAACCCCACCCCUUCUCUACAAAUUCCUGAUCCAUUAUCCCACCAUACUGCUACUGCUACUGCAUUUCAAGACCAGCCUUCACCUUCUGGAGGCCGUGGUUCGCCGCGGAGGCACCAUCUUUACCGGGGAAUCAGGUGGAGGAACGGGAAAUGGGUGUCUGAAAUCCGUGAGCCCAAGAAAACCUCGCGGAUAUGGCUCGGCACCUACCUCACUCCAGAAAUGGCGGCUGCAGCCUACGACGUCGCUGCUCUCGCGCUCAAAGGCCCUGAUGCCCCGCUCAACUUCCCCGACUCCGUUGUCUCCUACCCAGUUCCCAGCUCUCACGCUGCGGCGGAUAUCGCCGCUGCGGCUGCCAGAGCUGCCGCCUCUAGAGCACCAGCAGCUCCGUCAAGUACUGGCCAUGGCGGCAGUAGCAGCAGUGAACUGGCGGCCGGGGCUUCGUCAACAGUAGUGCCAAAGAAGGAGGAGGAAGAGUUCGUGGAUGAGGAGGCGCUGUUUGACAUGCCGAACCUGAUGGUGGACAUGGCUGGAGGCAUGAUGGUAAGCCCGCCGAGGAUGAAGCCCUUGUCGCCGCCACAUGGUGACGACGACUCACCAGACUACUGUGCUGCAGAUACUCUCUGGAGCUACCCUUAAUCAUAAUAUAAUAUUCCAAAUAAGCUAAUUAAGUGCCAAGGCUUAUCGAUUAGUUUCGAUUGUUUCCAGCCGCUGCAUAUCUAUAUCUAUAUAUAUAAGUGCAUGUGCUCAGUUUAUGUAGGUAUCCUUCCACUUAUAGCUUCACUACAUCGUAUAGUAUUAAAUAUGAUGUGAAGCUGUUUCAUGUUUUUGCUUCAGAUCAAUAUGGUCAUGAUGGGAAGAUCAGAUUUGAAGCAGCUUAGUCAAUUUAAUAUUAUAUUGUGUUUAAUUUUAAUUUUGUAUGUAUGAGCUGAUGAGGUUACGUUACGUUGUAGCCCAGGCCAGCAAUGCCCAGCAUCAUAUCAUAUCAUAUCAUAUAUAUGAGAUCGAGUUUGGGUUCUUCAAAGCUAUGCUAUGAAUGAGAACUUUUAGUUCCUUAAUUUUUA
Molecule: messenger RNA, 1159 nt
Organism: Ipomoea nil (Japanese morning glory)
Lineage: Eukaryota; Viridiplantae; Streptophyta; Magnoliopsida; Solanales; Convolvulaceae
Product: ethylene-responsive transcription factor ERF027
Exons: 1
Coding region: 48-734 (228 amino acids)
Biological process (GO): regulation of DNA-templated transcription
Molecular function (GO): DNA binding; DNA-binding transcription factor activity
Source: RefSeq, a predicted model, not a curated record